CUUCCUCUAUCAAUAUUUUAACAUUGAUUUUCUUCAUUUUUUUGACCCAAAUUCCUAUUCUUCCUUUUUCACGUCACAACAGUGCAAUAUCUUCUUUUGGAUUUGAAUAUUUAAUGAAUUAGUGCUUUUGGGCAAGUGGGGUUAAGGCCAAAGACUCAGUUUUUUUAAUAUAUAAAAUGUGGGGUUCUCUUCGGGGCACGCAUUUGGUGUGGUAUUGUGUUGAGGAUUGGAUUUGGAUUAAGGGGUGUUCAUAAAGUUUUGAACUUUAUUGGAAGCAGUCUUGGUUUGAGUUAAAGGGGUUGGUUUUUGCAGUUUUGUUUUGUUUUUGUUUUUGUUUUUGAAGGGAUGGAUAUAACGGAAGUUUCAAUCUUGCAUCAUGUGGGAAUCGUGUUGAUGGGGCUCUGGUUGCUUUCUGCAUUCGACUGGUGCCACACGGUUGUUUAUUUUGUAGCUCUGAUCUACCUUUUUCUGGUUCACGAGCGUUAUGUUACGAGGCUGCGGAAGAAGUUGCAGCAUGAGGAGAGGAAACAAGCUAAUCAGAGAAGGGUGCUUUCUGAUUCUGAAACAGUCCGGUGGUUGAACCAUGCAGUUGAAAACAUAUGGCCUAUAUGUAUGGAACAGAUUGCUUCUCAGAAGAUUUUACUCCCUAUCAUACCUUGGUUCUUAGAGAAGUACAAACCUUGGACUGCUAAAGAAGCCGUUGUACAGCACCUAUACUUGGGAAGAAACCCACCUUUGUUUACUGAAAUAAGGGUACUUCGGCAGAGUAAUGAUGACCACUUGGUUCUGGAGUUAGGAAUGAAUUUUCUCACGGCCGAUGAUAUGAGUGCAAUACUUGCUGUGAAGCUAAGAAAAAGAUUGGGAUUUGGAAUGGUGGCAAAGCUGCACAUUACGGGAAUGCAUGUUGAAGGGAAGGUCUUGGUUGGGGUAAAGUUUCUCCGGACAUGGCCUUUUCUUGGCCGGUUGCGCAUAUGCUUUGUUGAACCUCCAUAUUUCCAAAUGACUGUCAAACCUAUCUUUACUCAUGGGGUUGAUGUGACAGAACUACCAGGGAUUGCUGGGUGGCUAGAUAAGCUUCUGUCUAUUGCUUUUGAACAGACACUUGUUGAGCCCAAUAUGCUGGUUGUUGAUGUUGAGAAAUUUAUUUCACCAGAUUCAGAGCCUUGGUUCUCUGUUGAUGAGAAGAACCCUGUUGCUUAUGCAAAAGUAGAAGUUGUUGAAGCAUCUGACAUGAAGCCAUCAGAUCUAAAUGGAUUGGCGGAUCCUUAUGUGAAAGGUCAUUUGGGUGGAUACAGAUUCAAGUCAAAGAUACAAAAGAAAACACUUACUCCAAAAUGGCACGAGGAAUUUAAAAUUCCCAUCAUAACAUGGGAAUCUAGCAAUACACUGGCCAUUGAAGUUCGUGACAAGGACCAUUUCUAUGAUGAUAUCCUUGGGGACUGUUCUGUGAACAUCAGUGAUUUUAGGGAUGGGCAAAGACAUGAUAUGUGGCUGCCACUUCAGAACGUAAAAACUGGGAGGUUGCAUCUUGCAAUUACUAUUCUUGAAGAUGAUGGAAAGGGAGUUGAUACUGCACGUGACCAAGAAACAGUGGACACUGAAGAAAGAAAAAGUUCCUUUGCAAAUGAGACUACUAAUAAAAGUUCCUUUGCAAAUGAGACUACUAAUAAAAGUUCCUUCUCAUCUGUUACAUCUGAAAAAUCUCAAAAGCUGGCAGAUAACUUUGAGCCUAUAGAUGUUGAAGGGCAAAAGGAGACAGGAAUUUGGGUUCAUCAGCCAGGAAGUGAAGUUUCCCAAACUUGGGAGCCUAGAAAAGGGAAGAGUCGUCGCCUUGAUACAGAAAUUCAAUGCGAGCCUAAUGAUUCAGCUGGCAGCUGUAAUUCAGCAAUAUCUGGAUCCUUGAACAAUGACAGCAGCAGUCCUGAUGAAAAUCCUGAAGAUAAGCAUAAAAUGAAAUCUGUUAGGAGAGGCCUGCACAAGAUUGGUGCAGUAUUUCACAAGAGUCAAAAAAAGGAGGAUAAGUCAGGUUAUAUUGGAGAGGAAGUUCCAUCUCCACAUGCUAACAUUAGGUCAGUUGAUUCCAAAGGGAUUAAUUUGCAGUUUGUGAUGGAGGACAACAUUUCUGGCUUUCCAACUGGUAAGGUUCAGGUAGAAGGAGGAGGAUCACCUGAAGGGAGUGGUUCUGAGAGCCCAAACAAGGGAAAUGUCAAGGAUAUGGCAAAGAAUAUUUUGAAACAAGCAGAAAAAUCAGCUCGUGGCUUAAAGCAUGUUCUUUCAUGUAGAUCAAGGAAAUCUAAAGGGGACUCACAUGCAGUUCCACAAAGAGAAAAUGAAUAUGACUCUACGGAUGAUGAAUCUCUUUCAGUUCAUUCACCCAGAGAUGAAAGAACUCAAGUUGUUUCCCAGCCCAUGGCCUCAUGUAGCAAUGGUUCCCCUAAUUCCAGGGUGAAUGUGGUUCAGAGAGUUCCAUCUAACACUUCCGUGGACAAUAAGGCUCCAAUGAAAAACACUCAUCUUGAAGACCACCCUAGAAAGUCUAGUGAAAUCUGUUGAACCAGAGCAUGAUAGAGGAAAUGGUGGCAGAUAAAAGAGAUGUUUACUUUUUGUCCAGCUUAAGAAUGCCUUGGCAACUGUCUAUUUGGUCCAGCAUUUCAUGUUUGUUUGUUUGUACACCAUUCCUUGUUGAUGCUUUGUAGCACUGGGCAGAUUUUGGUUACUGUUUAUAGUAGUUUUGGUGAUCGUGAUAGAUCUUAUUACAUGAACAUGGUCAUGUUUCGGAUGCUGGGGAAGUUGUAUUUUUUUUUCAGUA
Gastrolobium bilobum is the source of this 2809-nucleotide messenger RNA. RefSeq names its product C2 domain-containing protein At1g53590. The record is from RefSeq and is a predicted model, not a curated record. Lineage: Eukaryota; Viridiplantae; Streptophyta; Magnoliopsida; Fabales; Fabaceae. Gene Ontology annotation, molecular function: lipid binding. Bases 346 to 2553 code for a protein of 735 amino acids. The transcript is spliced from 12 exons.